UUUUAUAAGUCAGCUCUGGGAAAAAGGAAGUUGAGUUUGUUUGUGUGACGGGGGAAGGCCUUUGUUUACUUGUGAGAAAUCUUUAAAGUGUGGGGAGAUGUCCAGCACAUCUGUACGCCUUUCUUCCUCUCUGUCAAAAGGGGAGGAAGAAGCUGUAGCCAAAAGAAGAGAAAUUGUCAAUGCCGAUCUAAAAACACUAUUGGGGAAAGAGCUGCCAAUGCAGCAGACCCCUGUUAUUGCCAUCCUGGGCUCUGGUGGGGGUCUCCGUGCCAUGAUUGCUUUGCUUGGCUCACUGUGUGGAUUAAAGGAAACUGGAUUGUUGGACUCGGCCAUGUAUCUCUGUGGGGUCUCUGGGUCCACCUGGGCUAUGUCUUCAGUUUGUGAAAACCCAUCAUGGGUAAAGGAGUUAGAUCUCUUGGUCACCAAAAUACUGGCCAGUCUUGGAAGCUCAGGCUUUGGGUUCUCUAAAGUGAUGGAAAAGCUGGGGAACAGCAGGCCUUUGCUGGACCGACUGCUGGAGGCGUCCAAGACGGAUGUUUUCUCCUGCACCAAUAUCUGGGGAACUCUGAUUGUGAGCCAGAUGAUUAAGAAGCUGUACACCUGCACUCUGCCUGAGCACAAUGAUCCACUUAUUAGUGGAAAGCUCCCUUACCCUAUUUAUGCAGCCAUUGAUAAAGACCUCCUUAAUACUGAGAAGCCAGAACUGUCUCCACCAGAAAUGUGGUUUGAGUUCACACCGUAUGAAGCAGGAUUUCCUGCAUAUGGGGCUUUUAUUAGCACCAAGAACUUUGGAAGUCAGUUUGAGAAGGGAGAACUAAAACAUCCCCACCCACAGCAUGACUUGUGCUAUUUACAAGGCCUAUGGGGGAGUGCUCUGGCAGUAAAGGAGAUUUUGGAGAAAUACGUAAUGGAUUCUCUGAGGGAUGAAUUGGGUUUCAUUUUCAUUGCUGGAAAAACAAAAGAAAUUUUGGGUCUUGUGUGCAAAAUGUUAAAUGUACUUGAAAGCUGGCAGUGGGGCACCAACUACAACUUUCUGUAUGGUUGUGAUUCUCUCCUGUCGGGAGAACAACCGCCGAGUGUGUCCUCUCUAGUGAAUAACAAGUUCUUCUACCUGGUGGAUGCCGGACUGGCUAUAAACAGUGCUUACCCUCUUGUGCUCCGGCCGCAGCGCCAGGUGGAUGUGAUAAUUUCCUGUGACUACAGUGCUGGAGAUGACCCAUUCCUGACUGUAAAGCAGGCUGCAGGCUAUGCAAAGGCAAAUUCCAUCCCUUUCCCUGAGAUCCAUGUUCCUGCUGGUGAGGUGGGGGACUGCUAUGUAUAUAGUGGAGCUGGGGCUCCUACAGUCAUCCACAUGCCUCUGUUCAACAGUACCAAUGACAAAAUAUGUGGCUUAUCAGACUACCCGACACUGAAGUUUUCAUACACUGAGAAGGAAGUUAACCGUUUAUUUGAGGUGUCCAAGGAUAACAUUGUGCGAAAUAAAAACAAAUUACUUGAGGCAAUAGGAAACAAGGUGGAUCAGAAGGCUUCCUAAAUGUCUGCUUGCAAGCUGCUGGUUUACUUGUGUGUAUACUUGGGACACGUCCUUUGAUGGAUCCUUAACUGUAUUGGAGCUUGUUCUUCAACUCUGUGGGUCCCACUUGUAAGUCACUUUGUGAAUGUGAAACUAAAAUUAAAACUAUAAUGCCAUGUGAAA
Molecule: messenger RNA, 1696 nt
Organism: Lepisosteus oculatus (spotted gar)
Lineage: Eukaryota; Metazoa; Chordata; Actinopteri; Semionotiformes; Lepisosteidae
Product: cytosolic phospholipase A2 gamma-like
Biological process (GO): glycerophospholipid catabolic process
Cellular component (GO): nucleoplasm; nuclear envelope; cytosol
Molecular function (GO): calcium-dependent phospholipid binding; calcium ion binding
Source: RefSeq, a predicted model, not a curated record